AGCAGCAACAGAGGCUCCAGUGGAAACAAACCUCUACAUACGUGGACAUGAACGACUCAAAAAGUCCGGUUACAUUGAAAAUAGUCCUCAUAGGAAACUCUGGGGUGGGAAAAUCCUCCUUCAUGAACAGAUAUGUGAAUCACCGCUUCACCAACAUGUACCGGGCCACCAUAGGGACCGACUUCCUGUCCAAAACAGUCAACAUAGACGGGGACACCGUCAACCUGCAGAUCUGGGACACAGCGGGCACAGAGAGGUUCCAGUCUCUGGGGACCCCCCUGUACAGAGGGGCCCACUGCUGCAUGCUGGUGUUUGACGUCACAGCCACAGCCACCUUCUCUGCCCUGGAGGGCUGGAGGAAGGAGUUUCUGAUCCAGGGCGAGCCUCAGGACCCAGACCACUUCCCCUUCAUUGUACUGGGCAACAAGACUGACCUGAGCAACCGGGAGGUGUCUGUCAGGAAGGCCCUGCAGUGGUGUGAGGAAGUCGGAGCGGAGUACUUUGAAGGAAGCGCCAAAGAAGACGUAGAAGUUGAAAAGCCGUUCCUGAGAGCGGCUCGGAGCGGCUUACAACAGUACAAAAAACACACAUUGGAAAAUACAGGACAUUUCCAGAUAACCUGCAAACAGCCGAGAGAAACUCGCAACACCUGUGUCAACUGCAACAUCUGAGCUGCACUCGUCCCAGUGUGGGAGGGAAAGUUCAGAGAGACCUCGGCACUGCUGAUGAUGACCUAUCUAACGAGGGUGCAAAAAUAGUGACCCAGCAAAGGUACUGUGGAAGGAAAGGACACAAUUGUAUACCACAUGGAGAGAGGAACAAACUCAUUAAAUGUUUUUUUCUUUUUUGAGAACCUUCAGCUUAUGGUCUAACUUAAGGCAUCACUACUAAAAUACACUGCUUUUGCAUGCAUGUCUAGUUUUGUUCAACAGACACACUGACACACACAAAAAUUAUGAAUGCAUAUGAAGAGAAAGUUCAUUUCUAGAAAGAAAUCAGGAGAAACCACAAACGGAAAGCCAAGGUGCGAGCCGGAGAAAAAGGCGGCAAUCGAGAACACCUUGGCUCUGAUCUUCCUGGCCGUUACCUUCACAACUGAAUCCGCCCUUACAAAG
Centropristis striata (black sea bass) is the source of this 1115-nucleotide messenger RNA. RefSeq lists its product as uncharacterized. Gene Ontology annotation, molecular function: GTPase activity; GTP binding. Gene Ontology annotation, cellular component: lysosome; late endosome; phagocytic vesicle. The record is from RefSeq and is a predicted model, not a curated record. The coding region runs from base 48 to 671 and encodes 207 amino acids. Gene Ontology annotation, biological process: endosome to lysosome transport; phagosome-lysosome fusion. The transcript has 5 exons. Lineage: Eukaryota; Metazoa; Chordata; Actinopteri; Perciformes; Serranidae.